GCUAUUAGCGACCAGCAGCUCACUGCUUGGAAUGAACACCAAUGGCUCCGAUGAGUAUUUCCAGUCUACAAACCACGCGGAGCAAACGUUCCGCAAAAUGGAAAAUUAUCUGCAGCAGAAGCAGCUGUGCGAUGUUCUUCUCAUAGUUGGAGACCAAAAGAUCCCAGCUCACAGGUUGGUUCUCAGUGCAGUGUCUGAUUAUUUUGCUGCCAUGUUUACUAAUGAUGUGCGUGAAGCAAAACAAGAGGAGAUCAAGAUGGAGGGAGUAGACCCUGAUGCGCUGAAAGCUUUAGUGCGCUACGCCUACACAGGUAUUCUAGAGUUAAAGGAAGACACUAUAGAAAGUUUGCUAGCUGCAGCUUGUCUUCUCCAGCUAUCCCAAGUCAUUGAGGUAUGCUGCAACUUCCUCAUGAAGCAGCUCCAUCCUUCCAACUGCCUGGGGAUUCGUUCUUUUGGAGAUGCCCAGGGCUGCACGGAGCUCCUGAAGGUGGCACACACGUACACUAUGGAACACUUCACAGAAGUAAUAAAAAAUCAGGAAUUUCUUUUACUCCCUGCUAAUGAAAUUGCCAAGCUCUUGUCUAGUGAUGACAUCAAUGUUCCAGAUGAAGAAGCCAUAUUCCAGGCGUUGAUGAUGUGGGUGAGGCACGAUUUGCAAAACCGGCAACGAGACCUAGGAAUGCUUCUUUCUUAUAUUAGACUGCCUCUACUUCCACCCCAGUUACUAGCAGAUCUAGAAAAUAGUCCAAUGUUUGCAGACGACCUAGAGUGUCAGAAACUUCUUAUGGAGGCUAUGAAGUAUCAUCUUCUACCAGAAAGACGGUCCAUGAUGCAGAGUCCUAGAACUAAGCCUAGAAAAUCUACAGUGGGUGCCCUUUAUGCUGUAGGAGGCAUGGAUGCCACCAAAGGUACCACUACAAUUGAAAAAUACGACCUUAGGACUAACAGUUGGAUACAAAUCGGUACCAUGAAUGGCAGACGACUACAGUUUGGAGUUGCAGUAAUUGACAACAAGCUCUAUAUUGUGGGAGGAAGAGAUGGGCUGAAAACUUCUAACAUUGUUGAAUGUUUCAACCCUGUCACCAAAGUUUGGACUGUAAUGCCUCCUAUGUCAACGCACAGACAUGGCCUAGGAGUAGCAAUGCUUGAAGGACCAAUGUAUGCUGUUGGUGGCCAUGAUGGAUGGAGUUACCUUAAUACUGUAGAAAGAUGGGACCCACAAGCGCGGCAGUGGAAUUACGUUGCUAGCAUGUCAACCCCUAGAAGCACCGUAGGGGUUGCAGCAUUAAAUAGCAA
Tauraco erythrolophus (red-crested turaco) is the source of this 1296-nucleotide messenger RNA. NCBI's taxonomy places the organism in Eukaryota, Metazoa, Chordata, Aves, Musophagiformes, Musophagidae. The record is from RefSeq and is a predicted model, not a curated record.